Messenger RNA from Nomia melanderi (Alkali bee), 2007 nucleotides. RefSeq lists its product as uncharacterized. Lineage: Eukaryota; Metazoa; Arthropoda; Insecta; Hymenoptera; Halictidae. Gene Ontology annotation, molecular function: RNA binding. The record is from RefSeq and is a predicted model, not a curated record.
AGCUCUGAGUCCUUUUAGACUGAGCGAGAUUAUUAGUUCGAAACUUCUCCCAUGAUACCCGUUAGAGCGGGAUUCCCAUGGGAAGACUCGCGAAGAAACCGCGCCGUCGAAAUUAAUUUGGCACAUGUGUCUAUGCCAAUCAAUAUAUUUACAUAUGUAUAUACAUAUAUACAGAUAGUACGAAUAUUAUUGUUGGUCGAAUCCACAUUGAUUGUUGUUGUGGGAUGCCCAUUGAUAAAGACUGCGAUAGUGGAACGGGUAUUGGUGUAUUAAUUGAACCAUUUAACUAUGACAAAUAUAACCGCGAAUGAAAUGAAUGAAUCUGAAAAGAAACGGUUGGAGUCGUUGAAGCAGAAGAAGAAAUUAUUUAAAGCUAAGGAAUUGGCAAUAAAACAUGCAUUAAAGAAUUUGGAUAACAAAUCGAAUAAUAAUAAUAAAAUAAUAUUUGAUGAUGAUAUCGAUGAAGUUGAAGAGCCAAAAAUCACAAAAGUAGGGAAGAAGAGAAAGCGUGAGCUAUUCGAUGAUACUGUUGACGAUGAUGACGAUAAAGAUGGAUCCGCAUGGAAUAUUAGUAAUUUUGAAAAUCACAAGAAGGGGAAUAAUAUGAUUUUAGGAAACGACGCGAGAUUUAAGAUAGACGAACGUUUCAUGGAUGACAAUCAUGAACUUGAGACAGAUAAUGCACCAAAAGAUAGUAGUGAGAGUGAUUUGCAGAAGGAAAAGGAGAUGCAAUUAGAUAUCCUAGAAAAUAUCUUGAAAGUACCGAUUCAGAGCACGUUAAAAAAUAAAGAACUGAAUAAGGAUCCAAAGUUUGCAAAGAAACAAAUGAUCAGGUAUGAUCCUACCGAAAGAGACCACAAAGAGUAUGAGAUUGUUUCGGAGAAUGUAGAACUGGAUACGAAGAAAGUGAAAAGGAAGAAGAAAGCCAAGGAUAAUGUUGAAAAUAAUGUGGAAAGCACACCCGUCGAAGUAUCAAAAGAAAUUUAUUUCUCUGUAUCAGAGUCAUUAACAAAAACUUUACAGAAAGGCGGCGAGUUCAGUUUAUUAAAAACAUUUGGAAAAGAGGAAACCAUUGACAAAGAACAGCAAGAAUAUAAAGCGGUAAGAUUAGACUCGCCCAAAAAUAAGCAAUUACAGUUCAAUUUCAAUGGAAAAAAUCCAUUCAAAUACGACUCGUCUGACAACGAAAAUAACGAUGAAGAAAUUGAUUUAAAAACAGAGCAAUCGCCGGUAGUACCUAAGAAAACGAACAAGUUCUUUUUCGACACCGAUGAUCCACGUUUCAAUGACGCAGUAACGUUUUUCUGCGGAGAGUUCGUGCCGCACGAGGAGUUUAAAAAUCUGAGACAAGAAUUAAAACAAAUCGUACGUUCGAAGAUUCGUCGAAAUGUGAAGAAACGCCAACCGUACGGAUAUAAAAAGAAGAUAAUGAAGCAAAGUCUAGGGCGUAAAAGGAAACAUUAGGCAAUGAAAUUGAAAGGUUUAUUCAACUAGAUUUAACAUUUAUUUUUUUAAUGUUAACAUGAAUAUAUCAGAUUCGUACAAAUGUUUUUAUAGAGGAAAAAUAAAAUUCUGUAAAAAUAUAUAUAUACAUAUACAUAUACAUAUACAUAUACAUAUAUACAUACACAUGUUUAUAUCAUAUAAAAUACUCUACUAACGUGGAAUUCAUUUCUUCGUCAUUUAUCACUGCAUACCGGAUACUUAACAGUAAUUGUGAUGCAUUAUUGCCUGGUUCGCAACGAUUUAACGCUAUCAACCAAGUUUUUCGUUGUUAAAAAGGAAAAAUUCAAAUGCACCCGACAUUAGUCCUAUCUCCGAUGAAGAAAUUUGUAAUAUAUAAAAAUAUCCCUCUGACUUGAGAAUAAAUCAGCCUAUCCUUCCCGGUGAGAACAAUUACCUCUCCAUUUGUUUCUUCGACACCAGUUUAAGGAGCUGUAAAAAUAUAUCGUGCGGAAGUCCUCGUGAUAUUUGUUGUAUAUGCGUGUGCAAUAAAUUGUACGUUUC